AUGCUUGGUUUAUGUAAAUCAUUACUAAAUAAUCCAUUAUUUUCGGUCACCAAUAAAUUAUGUUACAAUAGACUCAACCAAUUCUCUACUUCUAGUUCAUUACUAGCUACAAUCAAUCAGUUAAAGAGAACAGGAAUUUUCAAGAAAAGUCAAUUAAAGACAUCUUCUAAAAAAUCAAAAAGUCCAGAUUUAGAAAAUUGCCCACAGAGGCGUGGUGUGGUCACAAAAGUUAUGAUAUUGAAACCUAAGAAACCAAAUAGUGCACAACGUAAAGUUUGUAGAGUAAGAUUGUCUAAUGGUCGAAACAUUAGUGCAUACAUUCCUGGAGAAGGUCACAAUGCUACUGAACACAGUAUUGUUUAUGUUAGAGGCGGCAGAGUACAAGAUUUACCUGGUGUUAAAUAUCACUUGAUUAGAGGUCGUGGUGAUUUAUCUGGGGUACUAAAUAGAGUCUCUUCAAGAAGUAAAUAUGGUGUUAAAAAAAGUAACCAAGAUAGUAAGAAAUAA
Arxiozyma heterogenica is the source of this 507-nucleotide messenger RNA. RefSeq names its product mitochondrial 37S ribosomal protein uS12m MRPS12 (gene MRPS12). Gene Ontology annotation, cellular component: small ribosomal subunit; ribosome. The record is from RefSeq and is a predicted model, not a curated record. Bases 1 to 507 code for a protein of 168 amino acids. The transcript has a single exon. Gene Ontology annotation, biological process: translation. NCBI's taxonomy places the organism in Eukaryota, Fungi, Ascomycota, Saccharomycetes, Saccharomycetales, Saccharomycetaceae. Gene Ontology annotation, molecular function: structural constituent of ribosome.